Molecule: messenger RNA, 822 nt
Organism: Adineta ricciae
Lineage: Eukaryota; Metazoa; Rotifera; Eurotatoria; Adinetida; Adinetidae
Source: the annotation of a GenBank genome assembly
AUGCAAAGCGAACUCGAUAUCUUACGUGGAUGUCAACGUCGAGAGAUUCAAGCGAUCAGAAAUGGUAACAAUCAACGUGCCAACCUUGUUGAAAUACACAAUACUCGCACUCACACGUUAGAUUCCACGGCAUUGCACAAUCCACAACUGAAUGGAAAUCCAUCUGAUUUUGUGUUCGUGACCUUUGUUGAGACGUAUAACAACUACAUUUAUGAUUUGUUUGAUGACGAUAUUCUCAACAAAGCACCUCAAUUGAAACAACAGCUUGAAGAUAACCGUGGUCGACCAAACAUCAGAGAUGUGAAAGAAAUCGAAGUUCGGUCGAGUGAACAAGCCAUCGAGCUGUUAAAUAUGGUGGGUUUGAAGCGACGUCGAAUUGCACAUACACAACUCAACACAGAGUCAGGUCGUGCACACAGUGUUGUUUCGAUGCGUCUUGUACAGUUUCAAAAUGACAUUCCACCAACAUCACCCACAAAAGAUGAUUUGAUCAUCAGCACAGUCCAUUUAGUUGAUCUCGCUGGAAGUGAACGUGUUAAUCGAGCGCAAACAGUUGGUGAACGAGUGAAAGAAGCAGGCAACAUCAAUUCAUCACUGAUGGUUCUUCGACAAUGUUUCGAAACUCUUCGAGAAAAUCAAUCACAAGGAAUCAGCAAGGAAUGCGUUCCAACCGUUCCAAUCAGCGUUCCAAGUAGAACUCGGCGAGCUCUAUCUAAUGGUGUGUUUAUAUUUUCCGUAGUUGAAACGAUAGUUAAAAAAAUUACAAAAUACUNCAUAAGCUUGUUCAAUCAUAUAGGGCCAUUGCACAUCCGUCAUAGUUGA